CGUUAAAGCAGACAAGUCGAAUUUUGAGGAAAACAAUGGCUGAUAUAGUAGUGGCCUCUUUUGGCACCUUUGGAGUGUUUUUUGGUUUGCUGAUUUUGGUAUUUCUAAUACUAAGACAUCGCUCCAGUUUAAUCUUUGGCAUAUAUCCACGUAAAUCUUUGUUUUAUCAUUUAAAAUAUGUGAUAGCCUUAAUAGUGUUGAAACGUUUGCGUCAUCGUUUCUAUUCUAAAACUGAAAAACAUACGGAGGAAGUAAUGCUGGAAUUGGAUAAACCUCAGACCCUUUCCGACAAUCCCAAAUCUUAUGAUGUGGUUUCUUUUAUGGCGGCCAAUGCCAAGGGCCAAAAGCUGAUGGUCAGUUUGGAAAGAAGACGCAGAGGAGUUAAUCGUGCAGCCUUGUAUCUGUGGCUGCCCGAAUAUGGGCUUUUGAGUUCCCCCAAUUUACCCGAUAUGUUGUAUUUCACCACCGAUGGUGAAAAGGAAAGUGAGGAGUUUAAGGGCAAUGGUUUUCACAUUUAUCCCAAAGAAGCCAUGAAAUUGUGGUGCAUAAAAUACGAAGGAGAACUUAAACUGGCUUCAGAGGAAAAUCAAGUGAAUUUGUUAAAAGUUAAAUUGGAUUUGGAAUUCCACUCUGAAACUAGCCACUUUGAUUAUAAUCGCGAUUUAAGUCCCUCGGUUAUAGCCGAUUCUAUAGCUAGAGAAGCCUGGAAUGAAUCUUUCUAUAUGAUGCUCAAAAGUGUGGAUACAAUUUUGGAAAAACGUACUCACUACGAACAAAGUGGUGUUAUUUCGGGAGAUAUCAAGGUAGCUGACAAACUUACUGCCUUAAAAAUGAAUGGCUUUAGGGAUCACAGUUUCGGCACCGAAAGAUGUCUCUCCACCAUCAAUCGUUAUGUGUAUUUUGCUUUAUUCCUAGAAGAUGGCACCAGCAUGGUGGUGGGAAAUUUAUCACAACCCUCUUUCUUCCUAUCCUCCCUCAAAGUGGGCUAUAUUUGCUGUAAAAAUGGCAUUUACCAGCCCAUAACCAAAUGCAAUUUCGAGCUAUAUUCCUAUGGUGAAAAGGGCACUCCGCCCAAACAUCAAAAUUUCAUUGUACACACGGAUAAAGCCAAGUAUUUUGUGCAAAUUAAACAGGAGGACAGUGCUUUGCGUUAUGUGGGCGGCAACUGGGAAUCCAAGGUCUUCAAUCAGUUUGUUUCCUGCACAGUAAAUGGUGUUCAGGGACAGGGUAUUACCGAAUACCUGUACCGCCAUAAUGCAGGGCGUCCUGAGGAAGUAUGUGAAAAGGAUCCGGAAUGGUAUCAGCGCAUACGUAAAUUUGAAAGAAGUUUAAGUAAUUUUGAGAAUACUGAAGACACUGAAGCGUUUUUCUUUUGAGCAGAAGCAGAACUAAGGAAAAACAAAAUUUCCAAAAGAUAAACAAAAUUUAGAAAUGUAAGUUUAUCAUACAAUUAAACAGAAAAAGUUUAAUUUAAUUUCCAAAUCAAAAGAUAAAGUAAAAUUUUAAGAAUAAUUUAGAAAAUAAGGGACUGAAAUUAAUAUAAAAUCAUAAAUAACAAGUGUUUUUUUAACAACAAAAAUGAUAUAAUUUAAACAAAAAUCAUUUAAAAUUUCUCAAAUGGUCAAAUUUAAAAAUAUUUAGAUUUAAAAUAAAAAACUAAAAAUGUUAAAAA
This is a messenger RNA of Calliphora vicina (urban bluebottle blowfly), 1672 nucleotides long. RefSeq lists its product as uncharacterized. The transcript has a single exon. The record is from RefSeq and is a predicted model, not a curated record. Lineage: Eukaryota; Metazoa; Arthropoda; Insecta; Diptera; Calliphoridae. The coding region runs from base 36 to 1376 and encodes 446 amino acids.